CUUAGGACAAAUAAAGGAAGUUCAGACGCAGAGCAGAGUGGUCAGCAAAUUAUUUUGGCGCUCAAGCCCCAGGUGUUUUUUUUUUUUUUUACCUUAGCAAUGCCAUUGCUCAAAAUACAUCUCUUCUCUAUUAAAUGUGUGUUACCUCUAUAGAAAUCAUCCUCUUCUUCCUCAUUUUGAAAAGUAGUCUCUCGAAUUGUGUUCUUCCUGUAUAUCCGCCCUCCGAUGUUAAUCAAGGUAGGAUGUAAUACUUCCAUAUUCAGCAAUCUCUACAAUAAUUUAACAUAUUAGAAUCCAGGUACAUAAUAAAUAGAAUCAGACAUACCCUAUCUAAUUAGAUCAAAGACCAACCGUAUUAAAAACAUGUUGUAAGUGGGAUCAGUUUAUCUAAUAAGGAAUAUAUCUCAGAGGCUAAAUUCAGAGAAUACUCACCGUUAUCAAGCUCCUAUGGGAGGAAUCCUUUAAUGCGUGUUUGACUUUUAUGUCAACCCAGGACUCCUGGGAGGACCCCCCAUAUUUGACCAAGAGAAACCCACCACGUUUAGCUCCCAAGUUGGGUCUUAGGAAAGAACAGAGAAUACAUAAGGUGAUAAUUAUCCUUUUAAUCUGUGACUUGACUUGUCUUGCUGCUAAUUGAAUGAGUAGAGAGUUUUUAAAUGAAUGUCUAAGCACUAUAAUCAUUAGAGUACACUUAGUGGUUAUGGUGCCAGGAGUCCCCUGGCACUGUCCCAUUGUAAGAACUCCUAGUGUUUUCAUAGUUUUUACGAUUUUACUGGGUCCACCAGGCAUUUUCAAUCAAUCUGAUCGACACACAAAAAAGGUGGAGUUUUGUUAAAAAUAUAACCCAUAAUCUUAACAUGAUUAGUUGCUCAGCCUCUCAGCAGCAUCUACAUUUAUUAAAGGAACAAAGUAGCAUUAGGAAUGUAUACCUGUAUUCCUAACGCUGUAGUGUCCCUGUCACACCUCCCAGGGCACUACUGAACUCUCUACCCUUCUCCUCCCCGCCUCCUCCAUGUGACAUUAUUGAGAAGGUAUGGUUUUCUCCUGCUAUGCGGUUUAUCGUUGGCUCCUAUGGACCAGCGAGCUCUUGUUUUCAUGAUCUCAUUAAAUGACAAAAGAUUUCUGAAUAAGAACCUCAGUGAUCACCCAGUGUAAAUAAAAGAGCCAUUUGUGCAAUUAUGAAAAUACAUGCACUGUGUGUGGCAAACUGUAAUGAAGGACAUCAGCUGGUAACGGAGUACCUAUUGUUUUACAAAACACAGUCUGAGUAAACUCUGAAAUGAUAGUGGACCACGCAACAACAAUGACUGAUGGUCACCGUCCACAUCACUUUUAUAAGACUCUUCCAAGUACUUCCUUAUUUGCCCAGAUGAGCACACAAUGUGGUUAAAUAACAAUAGACCACCACACAAUUUAAGGUCGUUCUACAGACAAAAUGAAUUGUGUAAUACUAGUGCAGUGGUUCUUUUGUUGUUAGGUAAACAAAUUAAAUUCAGUUAGGCAUUUAGCUCACUGACCAUUCUUCAAAUGUUUUUGAAUAGCAGCUACAUUUUUAUCAAACCGCUUCCAAAAUAAAGGGUCGGGGGGAGCAUGGGAUGGCAACGAUGAACUGUCAGUGCACUAGAACACUUACACUAUUAUCCAAUUUUAGCUAUGAAAUAAAAAAAAAAACCUCUCAGAAAAAAACCCUAUAAUAGUUAUGGUACAAAAAAUAAAGGACCCUUUUGACACCAAAGAUGCAAUAAUGCAUAGUAAUAAAAAUUGGUAAUUGUUUGUUUAGUAUCCUAGGUUGCCAAAUCUAUUAUUGCAGGAGGUUUAGGACUUUUGCCUUCACUCUGGCAAGUUGAGAAAGAACAACCUGGUAGCGUGUGGUAUUCAAUAGCUCCAAGGGAGAAAUCAGCUAAUCAUGGCUGAAAAUCAUACAAGAAACAGUCAUAAUUAAUAAAUUGGUUUCAUUUUAGAAGAUCAUUAACUCUCUACAUGCAGCUGGAUACUUCCUCAAAGUUUAGGGCUGUGGAGCUAAAUCUAAGAGGCUAACAAUUGCUAGAACACCUGCCUUGAGAAGUCUGUGUUUGGGUAUCCACAGGGAAGGAGGAGAGGGAUUCCAGUCGCCACAGAUACUAGAUCUGCAGCUUUUGUAAGCCAAGAUUUCAUAUAACUCCAAGGUCAACAUGCAAACAAACCACGUGCACAUUUUAUAUGUGAUUAUACAUACUACAUUCUAUUCCUAAAAAAAAUACACUAAGGCGUUAAUAAUGCACUUUGCGUGUGAUCAAAAUGCUUCUCGUUGAGAAGCAUUGAAACAAAUGCUUCGCUAUGAGUUGUAUUUGAUGACCCACUCAUUGUAGAUGAAGCGCCUCUAGUGACUGUCAGAAGACAAUCACUAGAGGUUUGUGCAACCUAGCAAUGUAAGCAUUGCAUUUUAUACAAAGCUGGCGAUAUUUUACACUGGAAGUGUGAGACGUGGGCAAGGACUAGCGCUUAUGAGUAAAUAUUCAGUGUACAGACAUAUGUUGGAUCUUUAUAUACAGUGAGCAGCUGAACAUUCAUGUGACUCCUUACAAUAUAACCAACAGAACUUACAAACAAUAAAAAAAGAAUGUAGCGCUUAUAUAAUGAAUGAAUGAUCACCUUUUAGUUUAAUUUAGGAAGGAGUUCCCACUUUUAUCAUCAAUUGUGUGGAUAUCUAUAAAAGACAAUGGAAUAUAGUGUUGAUUAUAUAGGAUUAAACGGUAUAAAAAUCUAAGGUGUAUGCACACUCACAAACAGAGAGCUGUGGACCCAGCUCUGGUAUAAAUCGAUUCUGGAUCCGUAUAGGCGACCCACCCCUACUCCAGACGUGUAUCUUGUCCUGGAGAGAAACAAAUGGGCAAACGAUUGCGCAGUAUGGUCUAAAAUUAUAGAAUAAAGGACAAAAUUCCCAAGUGGGUACUUACAAACAGAGAGUCUCAAAUGACUAUAUGUGUAGGCGUUGUGCAGUUUAGGGACUGCACUCCCGUGUUGAAAUUGAUGAGAUAGGGAACGAGGAUGAAGUAUCUCAAAUAAAAUAAAAUGUAUUAAUACAAUAUAAAAUAAAAAUGGCUCAAUGUCCAAUAAAAAACGGGAUGCGUUUCGCCACUGCAACGUGGCUUCUUCAACCGGAUUAGAAAGUAGAAUGGUUACAGGUUCACUGUCUCUGAUUUAAAUACCGUUGAAAUUGGCAAUUAGGACACCGGUGCAUGUGUACCGUUCACCCAUUUGUUUCUCUCCAGGACAAGAUACACAUCUGGAUUAGGGGUGGGUCGUCUAUACGGACCCAGAUGCGAUUUAUACCAGAGCUGGGUCCACAGUUCUCUGUUUGUGAGUGUGCAUACACCUUAGAUUUUUAUACCGUUUAAUCCUAUAUAAUCUACACUAUAUUCGAUUGUCUUUUAUAGAUAUCCACACAAUUGAUGAUAAAAGUGGGAACUCCUUCCUAAAUUAAACUAAAGGGUGAUCAUUUAUUCAUUAUAUUAGCACUACAUUCUUUUUUAUUGUUUGAAUAUUUUACACUGCAUGGUUAAAAUUACAGGGCCACUGCAACCAGACUGAUUGAUUGAUAUGACAUGGUCUUGGUGGUUUUGGUUGUCCUUUAAUUAUUAUACUUUGAUAGCUUUGUCACAUGUAAUGAAGCGGUGGCGUUGUGCAGGUAAUUACCUGUCCUGUCUCUCACGGUCGCCAACAUAGUGUUUCUGCUGACCUCUUUCAGCACAUGGCCCUACUAUCUGCCAGGAGUCGACAUCAGUACUGUACUUUUCAUAUGCACAAAACUCUCUAUGGGAGAUCCUCCACAGACAAAGCCAUGUUCCCCUUUACUGUCACUAUUGACAGCUGAGGGCUUGACAGCACUAGCUCUGCCUUUUUGUCGAGAGCAUGAAAAAUACAGAAAACAAAGUACUCCCUACUUUGUCUUAUAUCGUUUGACAGCAUUGAAAUUUCAGUGAAAUUCCAGCAGUCUUUAUGAUCAUUUCCCAAAGAUUAUAUCAAAUACUCAAUACAAAUUGAAAAGUAACUUAAAGGACCACUCUAGGCACCCAGACCACUUCAGCUUAAUGAAGUGGUCUGGGUGCCAGGUCCAGCUAGGGUUAACCCAUUUUUUCAUAAACAUAGCAGUUUCAGAGAAACUGCUAUGUUUAUUAAUGGGUUAAGCCUUCCCCCUAAUCCUCUAGUGGCUGUCUCAUUGACAGCCACUAGAGGCGCUUGCGUGCUUCUCACUGUGAUUUUCACAGUGAGAGCACGCAAGCGUCCAUAGGAAAGCAUUGUAAAUGCUUUCCUAUGCGACCGGCUGAAUGCGCGCGCAGCUCUUGCCGCGCGUGCGCAUUCAGCCGACGGGGAGGAUCGGAGGAGGAGAGCUCUCCGCCCAGCGCUGGAAAAGGUAAGUUUAACCCCUUUCCCCUUUCCAGAGCCGGGCGGGAGGGGGACCCUGAGGGUGGGGGCACCCUCAGGGCACUAUAGUGCCAGGAAAACGAGUAUGUUUUCCUGGCACUAUAGUGGUCCUUUAAGUGAUACUGCUGUGCCUGGAAUACAAAGCUGUAUUUCUGGUACUAUCACUCCCCCCUCGCACCCCUACCCCACCCAGUAAAUGAACUAAAAACCCUUCUUUUACUUACCUGAUCCCAGCACCCUCCUCCAUCCCGCAACAAGCAGGGUCUAAUACGCAUGUGCGGCAAAUACUGUGCACGCUAGACCUCCCAAUAGGAAAGCAUUGAAUCAAUACUUUCCUAUAGGGAAAAAUCUGACGCUGGCUGAUGCAGAGCGUGAGGACGUCCAACAUCAGAUACCACACCAAAGGUCCGUUUCAAUUCAGGAAGCCCUCUACUGGCUGUCUGGUAGACAGCCACUGGAGGCAGACUUAGAGAUGCAAUUUAACAUUGCAGCACUAAGGGCAAGGCGGACACAGCACCCAGACCACUUCAAUGAGCUGAAGUGAUCUGGGUGCCUAUAGUGUCCCUUUAGCUACCUAUAUUAUCAAUGUGUUUAGCAAGCAGGUGUGAAGUAGUAGUUAUACCUUUCAGUGAUAACCACUACUAUCCUAUUAUAUUAUAUUAUUAAAUAUUAGGGGAAGAGAAGCUCACCAUUCCAAUAAUGAUAAAUAAUAUAUAACUGUGAUCUAGCACCUCUACAAAAUCACUUCUCACUACAGUGUUUCUUACCAGUCUGUCAUACACCUAUAAUGUGAGGUCCAAGAAGCAGCUAUUCCUGUAAACUCAGUCUCAGCCAACUCAACAUUAAAACCAAGCCCCGCCCCCAAAAACUCCACUUGGCAGACAUUUUUGUUUUGGGCAAAAACCAUCCAUUAGAGGCCCCGACAAUCACUGUCAGCAGUAAUUACAAUGAAAUAAUACUGCUUUAUUUUAUGCUUCUUAAAUAGUAAAAAUAAGACUUCUGUCUUAAAAUGCCCAGCUUGCGUUAACUAUUCCUUUAGAAACCUAGACAUCUUUAAAGUGGGCACUGGCUAUGCAGCAGCCUGGUCUGUCCUCAUCCAAUAUGGCGGCAGUAUGCGACGCAUGGAAUGACCAUUCCGUUAAACGUCUCCCCUUCGAGCGUCAAACACUAGAGAUAACUAUCUCAUACCUUUUUAUUUUUAUGCGAACUUUUGCUUGUAACGAGUAUUGUUAAACAAAAUAUGUUUCCAUUGCUUGAUGUAAUAGAAAUUCUUUCGAGUUAUAUGAAGGCGGUUAUAAGAGUGCGGUAACAUUGAGUUGGCCGUCUCUGGUGUUUAUAGCUCUGGUGUUUGCGACGUGCCGUAGAUCGCGGCAGUCUGUGUUGUUAGAGCAGGGCAGCUGGGACAGGUGAGUGGUUCUUACACACACAGUCACGUGGGAUAUGUGUACUUACCUGUCAGGGUGUGUAGGUGCUCGCUGUCACUGGGUGAUAUGGGCAGAGGAAGGUCUCCAGUCCAAGAAGAUCAGCUUUAACACACUGACAUUACUGUUACUGAUUUAUAUGGAGGGGGUAGAAAACAAAACCCUAAUUUAAUGCAAUAGCCAACUGUGCCACAGAAUGUGAACUAGUUCUCCUGAGAUAAACUGCUUGGAUACCUUUUAGACCAGGGGUCCUCAAACUACGGCCCCCCAGAUGUUGCUGAACUACAACUCCCAUGAUUCUUUGAAUUACAUAGAUAGCCAGAGAAUCAUGGGAGUUUUAGUUCAGCAACAUCUGGGGGGCCGGAGUUUGAGGACCCCUGUUUUAGACACUUAUUCUGGUGAACCUGAGCUUCGUUUGUCAAUUUUUCAAGCUGUUACUUCCUUGAUUUUUAACACAGUCAAAUACCUACAUUAGGGAUCCACGGUAUAAAUUUUUAAGGGCCAGUACCGAUUAUCGGUGGCCUCUUGGGUUGAUAAACGAUAACUGGUACCGAUAUUAUUACCCGCUUCUGCCAUUUUUUUUUUAAAUUUUUUUUUUUUUACCUGUGGCCAGGGAAUCAUUACAUUCCCUGGUGGUUUUGUGCAGGCUGCCAGGGAGUUAUAUGUUGUGGAGGGAGUGGCCGGGACCCAGCACACGCUAUCUUCUGUUUCUGGAAGGUCCUCUCUCCAACACAGCUGCGCGGAGCGUUGCCAUGGUUAUUCGGAGGCUGGAGAGAGCAGCUGAAGAUGGCGUGCUUUGUACCUACGCCAAGUAUCCAGUAUCGAUAUCAUUAUAGGCUGUUAACAAUAUUUAACAUAAUGGGAAUAUUGGCCGAUAUCGGCCAGACUGAUCAUCUGUCGAUCCCUAAUCUGUAUUGUACUAGUCGUUUUUUGGGGGGGGUUUGUAUUUGUUUCUUUUUACAAUUUUUAAACUGUUUUAUUUUAAAGGACCACUAUAGUGCCAGGAAAACAUACUCCCGCCCGGCUCUGGAAAGGGGAAAAGGGGUUAAACUUACCUUUUUCCAGCGCUGGGCGGAGAGCUCUCCUCCUCCGAUCCUCCUUCUCUCCUCCCCGUCGGCUGAAUGCGCACGCGCGGCAAGAGCUGCGCAUUCAGCCGGUCACAUAGGAAAGCAUUCGUAAUGCUUUCCUAUGGACGCUGACGUGCUCUCACUGUGGAAAUCACAGUGAGAAGCACGCAAGCGCCUCUAGUGGCUGUCAACGAGACAGCCGCUAGAGGAAAUAGGGGAAGGCUUAACCCAUUCAUAAACAUAGCAGUUUCUCUGAAACUGCUAUGUUUAUGAAAAAAUGGGUUAACCCUAGCUGGACCUGGCACCCAGACCACUUCAUUAAGCUGAAGUGGUCUGGGUGCCUAGAGUGGUCCUUUAACUGAAAUGCUUUGCUGGUCAAAGCUUACAAAUUAAUUAAAGGAAGACUCCAAGCUACGACAUAACUAAUACAGCGUGGCCUAACCUCCCCUACAGUGUAAGCAGUCAAAUAGUUGUGGUUUUACUUUUUAUGUGAGAUCUGGCAGGCACCACUACUUGCAAUGAAGAGCUAGAAUCUCUCUAUUUGAGCUAGGCCCAGCAGUGCGGGGCUUACCUCAGUGGUGGAGAGUGAUCAACAGAGACUAUCAGCCAGUGAGCUUCUGGCUCUCCUUAGGAAGUAGUGGAAGUGGGGAGCAGCACCGGGGAUGGCCCCAGGUAAGAAGUCAAUCUUCUCUAAACAAGUUUGACUACUUACAAUAAGGAGGUGCCAGGGCACUCCUUGCACAAUAAUUAUAGUGAAUGGAGUGUUCCUUUAAUUCAAGCUUUCCCAAACUCCAGCCCUCCAGAUGUUACUGUACAACUCAGCCUAUCUAUGUCAUUCAUAGUCAUGGGAGUUGUAGUUCAGCAACAUCUGGAGGGCCGGAGUUUGGGGAAGCCUGCUUUAACUCAUGCAGUGCUGUACGUCUGGCGCUGAUGGAGAACAUCCCACGUGCACAUGCAUUUGUAAUAAAUUUGUCCAUUGAUCAGGUAUAAUGGGGCAGUAAAGCCUCUCAAAAUGUUGAAAUGCAGCAUUGGUAAAUAUGUUCUGUUUUCUUUCCUCCGCGGUUUUAUUCAGUGCAGUUAAUGCGGCAUUAGCGGUUACUGGUAUGUAUGAACAAUGAACUGUCACUUUUCUUAAAACUGAGAAAAUAAAACCAGAAAUUUGAUAGGUUUUGCUAAGCAUAAAAGACCCAGAAUCAAGUGAAUUGUUAACACCCACGGAUCUGAUCUGCUCCCCAUCUUUCUUAUACAGAAUGGAGUAUAGAGGAGAGAAUAUGGAAGAGCCUGCUGUAUUAGUUAUGAUGACUGGAGUACCUUGGCCUGGUUCCCCAGUAAUACUGUUACUUUAGAUCCUGGUUUCCAUUCAGCGCCGGUCAACUGUUUCUGCAGAAGCCUUAAGCCAAUCCUGUCACCAUUCAUUGACUGAGAAUGUCAGCUGAUUGCUCUCAACCAAUGAUUGCAAUUGUGUGCAUGACAAGUUGCACAGAAUUGACAUGAGCCAUCCUGGAACUCUCCAGGCACCACAACCACUUCAAAUCACUGAACAGGUCAUGGGGCUUGGAGUAAUCCUUUAAAUGUGAAAUUAUUAAUAAGCAAUGCAGAAUAUGUUUAGUGCUAUAUAAAUGAUGAUAAAAAUAAUUGAUCUCUUCAAGCACCACUACUCAGCCACCUGGUACAAACACCAGAAACCACAACAACCUAAUACCCAUUCCAUGUAAUUCUCACUAUAAUUCCUCUUUUAAAGCUGCCCUCUGGAAUGCACGCUCUGUGUGUAGCACUUUUAAAUCUACUUCCAUCCAUGACCUAUUUAUCUCACACUCCCUAAACCUACUUGCACUAACAGAAACAUGGCCCUCUCCCUCUGAUACUGCUACACCUGCCUCACUGUCUUUUGGCCGUCUUCACUUUACCCACAAUCCAAGACAAACAGAGAUUAAAGGUGGCGGUGUAGGUUUUCUUCUCUCACCCCACUGCUCCUUUAAAACCCUGUCCACCCUCCCUUCCCUCUCUUUCCCAUCAUUUGAAAUUCAUUCAAUUCGCCUUUUCAAACCCUUCUCUGCUAACAUUGCCUUAAUCUAUCGUCCCCCUGGUUCCCCUCUCCUCUUCCUUGACCACUUUGCUGCCUGGCUACCCUACUUCCUCUCUUCCAACAUCCCAUCCCUAAUUCUUGGAGACUUCAAUAUUCCCGUUAACCCACCUUUAACCCCAGCAGCCUCUAAACUUCUUUCAAUCACUUCCUCCCUUGGACUUCUGCAGUGGGCUAAUUCUCCCACUCAUGUAGCUGGCAAUACCCUCGACCUUAUUUUCUCUUAUUCAUGUACAGUAUCUAAUAUCUGCAACACUCCAUUUCCUCUCUCUGAUCACCACCUCUUAUCGUUUGCUCUCAAUUACCCCCUCACCUAACAAUCUCAGCCUAACCCCCCUCAGCUCAGGAGGAACCUUAACUCUAUUGACCUCCAGCAGCUGUCAGCUGACAUUGAUUCACAACUGCUAUCCAUCCCUUCCCUCUCCUGUCCCUCACUGGCUGUCUCCACAUACAACACUACCCUCACAUCUGCCUUGAACGCUGCAGCCCCUCUCCAAACAUGCACCUCGAGGAGGACACGUCCCCAACCUUGGCAUAAUAAAUCAACACGCUAUCUGCAGAGUUGCUCCCGUUGUGCUGAACGCUCCAGGAGGAAUCCCGCACCCAGGCAGACUUUCUCCAUUAUAGAUUCAUGUUGCUUUCAUACAGCGCAGCGCUCGCCCUCGCCAAACAGUCAUACUUUUCCUCUCUCAUUAGUUCAUGCUCCCGCAAUCCCAGACGUCUCUUUGACAUCUUUAAUUCCCUUCUCCGCCCUGCUGUGGCCACCCCCCAAACUAACCUUACAGCUGAUAGCUUUGCAUGCUACUUUACCGACAAGAUUGAACAGCUAAGGAAACAAUUCUCCCCUCCUUGCCGUUCUCUUUCUCAACCACAUGUAAAUCUUGCUUUCCCUACCCUCCAGACUUUCUACCCGGCUACUGAACAAGAGGUGGCUGCGCUUCUCCAUUCCUCUCGCCCCACCACUUGCCCGCUCGAUCCUGUCCCAUCUCACCUCAUCAGAUCUCUCUCCCCUUGUCUUGUGCCUACCCUAACACACAUCUUUAACUGCUCUCUCUCUUCUGGCACUGUUCCUGCUGACCUUAAACAUGCCACUGUAAUAGCUAUCCUGAAAAAAACAUCUCUUGACCCAUCCUCCCCUUCUAACUAUCGUCCCAUAUCCCUGCUCCCUUUCUCAUCAAAGCUUUUGGAAAGACUUGUCUUUACCCGUGUGUCUCGCUUCCUUAAUUCCAACUCUCUCCUUGACCCUCUUCAGUCUGGCUUCCGCCCUCUCCACUCUACUGAGACUGCUCUUAUCAAAGUGACUAAUGACCUAAUGUCUGCUAAAUCCAAAGGUCACUACUCCAUAUUAAUUCUCCUUGACCUCUCUGUUGCCUUUGACACCGUUGAUCAUGCUCUCCUCCUUCAAACUCUUCAAUCGCUCGGUCUCUGUGACUUUGUCCUCUCUUGGUUUUCCUCCUAUCUCUCCCAACGCUCAUUCAGUGUCUCCUUUUCCAAGGAUACCUCCUCCCCUCGUCCUGUAUCAGUUGGAGUUCCCCAAGGGUCUGUCCUUGGUCCCCUCCUAUUUUCUCUUUAUACUGCCUCUCUAGGUAAACUUAUUGCCUCUUUUGGAUUCCACUACCACCUGUACGCUGAUGACACUAAGAUAUACCUCUCCUCCCCGGACCUCUCCCCUGCCGUCCUGCAACGUGUCACUGCUUGCCUUUCUUCCAUCUCUGACUGGAUGUCCUCACGCUUUCUGAAACUUAACCUCUCUAAAACUGAACUCCUUGUCUUUCCUCCUCCUAAUACUGAUCCUCCUCUCUCGCUCUCCCUUCAUCUCAGUGAUAUCCACAUAAGUCCAUCCCUGCAAGCGCGCUGUCUUGGCGUCAUACUUGACUUUGGUCUCACCUUUGAGCCUCACAUCCAGUUUGUUGCCAAGUCCUGUAGGUUCCAACUCAAAAACAUAGCCCGCAUUCGCCCCUUUCUUACGCAAGAUGCUACCAAGGAGCUUGUCCAUGCUCUAGUAAUUUCCCGCAUGGAUUACUGUAACCCUCUCCUGAUUGGUCUCCCCAAAAGCCGUAUUGCCCCGCUACAGUCUGUCAUGAAUGCUGCAGCUAGACUGAUUUUCCUCUCUAGUCGGUCCUCUCACACCUCACCCCUCUGCCAGUCCUUACAUUGGCUCCCUGUAUGCUAUAGGAGUCAAUUCAAAGUGCUAACCCACACAUUUAAAGCACUGAACAAUUCUAGCCCCACUUAUAUCUCUUCACUAAUCCAUAGAUAUGCCCCUCCUCGUACCCUCCGCUCUGCCCGUGACCACCUCCUCACCGCUGCUCGCACCCGUACGGCCAACUCGCGCUUGCAGGACCUCUCGCGGGUGGCUCCUCUCCUAUGAAUAGCUUGCCUACUGCCAUCAGACUCUCCCCUAGUCUUCAAUCAUUUAAGAAGAGCCUUAAAACCCAUCUCUUCAGGAAAGCUUAUGGCCUCCCAGAGUAAUCUCUACCUUACAUACCUGUCUCCUGCUCUCUCCUAUGGGACAGUGCUUUGCUCUCUCCUCCAGUUCUGCUUCACUCCUACUUGAUAUUUCUUGUCCUAAUGUUUCUAAUACCCCACCUCCUAUAGUCUGUAAGCUCAUUUGAGCAGGGUCCUCUUCAACCUAUUGUUCCUGUAAGUUUUCUUGUAAUUGUCCUAUUUAUUGUUACAUCCCCCCUCUCAAAAUAUUGUAAAGCGCUACAGAAUCUGUUGGCGCUAUAUAAAUGAUGAUGAUGAUGAUGAUGAUUAAUAAUAAUAACUGGAACCUUGGAGCCAGCCCUGAUAUGCUGUCUGAGCAUCCUGUAAAUUACUUUGUUUUCAUGUUUGUGAGAGGAGAAGACAUCAAGAGAGUUCGAGGAAGACAAUGUUGAUGACAAUAAUCAACAUUGUCAAAGCUUCUAUUGUCCUGUAUGACUCCAGGCAAAGUGCCUUGUUUACUGCAAACACUUUAGAUUAGUAUAUGGAUAAGGACCUUCUCACUGAGGUGAUUAUCACAGAUAGGAAAAACGGGUCAUUUUUUUUUGAAUUUGACAAUUUUUAUUGAAAAACGGGUCAUUUUCAAGGCAAUAAUUAACAUAUUCUAAUGUAGUAGGUCUAAAAAAAAAAACAACCUUGUGAUUUAUCUGUAUAAAGUGUACUAAUGAAAUGGGUAAGCUAUAUAUUAUAUUUUAUUUAUUUAUUUUUGUACAUGUACAUUUAUUAGUGUGGCCUUGUGAUAUAUUUUGGUUUUAAUUACCAAUGGGGCGAAUACAUGCCUUUACUUUUAAUUGCCUUUGAUGUUCCUUUUCUCUACUUUAGUUUAUGAUUGGUUUUGUUUUGUCUUUUAAGUCACAAACAUACUUUUACAAAGUUUAUUUUUAUAUAGUUUUUGGAUGUGCCCUUUUUUACAAAGACUACACUAAUAUUACAGUUUAAAGAAAACUCCAGACACACUACAGUGUGUUGUAUUGAUUAUGGUUUCAGACAUUAUCUGGUUCCCACCUAAUAUAUGUAGUCAAAUCAUCUUAGAAUGGUGUGACUUCUUAUUUGGGGUCCACUGGGCACCUCUCCCUGUCUCAGCUACAGCAUAGAGGUGAGCCAGAACCUUUCUAACUGAGCUGCACAGGGCAUAGCUCAUUGGCUGAGAUUGAUUUACCUAAGCAGAAGCUUCUAGCUGUCCUGGUCUUCUUCGGUACCUGCUUCCUGAACAGCGGUUUGUCCUCUUACCUGGUUCUGCCAGGAAGUUGGUCUCCUUUAAAGGGAUAAUAUAAGUGCCAGGAAUACAAAGCUGUAUUCCUGGCACUAGAGCUCCCUCUGCCUCACUCGCCCCCUCUUCCCCCCCACCCCGCCACGUUAAUAACACCUUAUUUACUUACCCUAAGCCAGCACUGAUGUCCCUCAGCGCUGGGUCGUGGCUCCACCUCCUCCGAUUUCCCGUGGCGUGCGGGCAUUAAUACGCAGGUGUGGCAAAUGCUGUGCUUGCAUUAGUCCCCAUAGAAAAGCAUUGAAUCCAUGCUUUCCUAUGGGAAAAAAUCUGACACUGGAUGUUCUCAUGCAGAGCGUGAGAACAUCCAGAGUCCGUUACCGGUCCAUUUGGAUCCAGGAAGCUUUUCCAGUGGCAGUCUGGGAGACCGCUACUGUUGGCAGACUUAGUGCUACAAUAUAAACAUUGCAUUUUCUCUGGAACUGCAAUGUUUAACACAAUUAGCUGAAGUGGUCUGGGUGCCUAUAGUGUCCCUUUAAGACUGGCUAUGGCAUGUAUCCAGGGUCUGCAGAGCAGGAUGCCAAUCCUGCAGGGAAUUCAUUGGUUGAGAACGUCAGCGGACUACUCUCAGCCAAUAAUUGCAAUUCUGUGCAUAGGGAUGAAGGGGUCAUGGUGCCUGGAGUAACACUUUUAUAUUUGCUUUUUGUAUUAUUUGGGGUCAAAUUCAAAAAACUAACACUAAGCUGAGAAGCUUUUAAAAACUUUACCCCACAUACACCCCUUCACCGAUGUCUGCCAUUGUCCUCUGUUUGCAUUCACUGUGGUAAUUCUCUCCUGUAGGAUUUCCUACUAGACAUUCCCCCAAUCUCCUGUCCUGCCAGUACUUAAAAAGUCCUAAUCUCUUUACACUAGCGUAGCAUUGCUCUAAGCAAUUUAAUUCCUUAAACCAGUAUGUUUUGUCUCUCCUGAAAUAAUUAGUGGCUCCACCGACCAUUCCACUCUCUCACCUUUUCACUCUAUGGCUUUCCUCUUUCAUUGGUUUAUGUAGAUACAGGCUUAAUACCUUAUCUUGUACAUUAAAAAUUGUCUGUCCUCGGGUGUACUUAUACCUCUCUUUCUCUCCAUUGUAAGCUUACUAGAAUUACGUAUGGCUCCUGUAAACGUGUUGUUUGUCUCUGUUUACACCUCCAUUAUUAUAAAAUGCUAAAGCACUGCAGAAUGUGUGCUGACCCUAUAUAAAUUCUAACAGUAAUGAUACUGGAGCUUUACACAAAUGAAAUGCAUUUUUUUUUACCCUUGAGGCUGGAGUGACUAAUGCUAGUAAAGGAACACGAUAAUUCAAAAGAGAAGAUGGGGGGAAAAAACUUAAAUAUAUUCAUUCUAACAAGAAAAAAAAAAAACUAGGUUCAUGAGAUGAGAUUGUACGUAAAUCUUACUGUUCCUAUAAUACAGGUAUUCUAAUUUCCUAGUGUACUAGAAUAAAUAAAAUAUAAGGCUAAAAUAAUAAAAUAUCCAAAUCAAAAGAAGGUGCUCCUAUCACCAUAUGUGCGUCACUCAAAACACAUACAAAUAACCAGUAUACAAUAAAAAAUAGGUGAGGGCACACUACAAACAACACUUGUGAUUACCCUUAAUUGAAAGAUAUGCUCCGUACUUAACUCCUGUAUAUAAAAUAUAAGGGGGAACAGCCUGGUGUGUGAAGUACCACAAACUGAUAUUUUCUACGCUUUUAGUCUGAGCCAGCUUAUUUUAAGUGGCUCAUGACCAUGUGAGUGAAACCUUAUUUGUCUUUUAAAUUUUAAGGUUUUUACGUUAUUACCCUACGUGUGUUCUUUUCCUGUUUUUAUAUUUUAUAUACAGGAGUUAACUAAGUACGGAGCAUAUCUUUCAAUUAAGGGUAAUCACAAGUGUUGUUUGUAGUGUGCCCUCACCUAAUUUCCUAGUGUGUUUUUUUCUGAUUCCGCAUCUUUUAAUUGGUUAAAACAUAAAUAUGUAAAUAUAUAUUGGAUAUAUUUUGUUGUCUUUUUAUUUAGAGUGUAUUGAACAAUGGCUGCCUCAUCGUCAUCCUCUUCAGCUGGUGGUGUGAGUGGGAGUUCUGUGACAGGAUCCGGCUUCAGUGUUUCCGAUCUGGCUCCUCCACGUAAAGCACUUUUCACCUGUCCCAAGGCAGCUGGGGAGAUGCUGGAAGGUAAGAACAGCUAGUAUAGUGGUCACAGUCCCAAAAUACAACCAACACAAACCAAUGACCACAUUUGUGUGUCUUUUAAUAUGUAAAUAUGGUGGUAAUGUCUUUGCCUACAACCCAUUUUAGCAAUGUAAUGCAAGCUCCAUCUUUUCUAUGCAAAUUUUGGCAUUGUUAUCUGAAUGUAACUUGUUAGGAUGGCUGUCAGCUGCUUUGGUCAGCCCAGUUCAGAUUUACGCUUGCACAGUUGGAAUGCGUUUGCACUUUCUAAAGGUCCUGGUCACUGGCGUCCCCAAAAGCAGUGCUCCAGAGAGCAAACCAGCUAUUGCAGAACAGGCCCCCAAAAUAGGGACUGUACUGUUGAUUCCGGGACUAGUGAUGUGCACAUGCUUAUUAAAGGAACACUAUUGCGUUAGGAAUUCAAGCCUAUGUUCCUAACGUUAAAGUGUGCCCUGUACCUAAUUUAAUAGGUCUUUCCCUUCAAUCUUGAAAAGAUUAGAAACCUAUUUAAUUAUUGUAAAUCUCUCUUGCCUCUAUUUUGCGCUGGGGAAUCUGAAGACGUUCGACAUCCAACAUCAUUUCACAGGGUAAAACUCUCUGUAAGGGAGCAGGUAGCGACUCCAGUGGCUGUCUAGAAGACAGCUACCUGACUUGGAUUUAAAGGAACGCUAUUGUCAUCAAAAUAACUUUAGCUUAAUGAAACAAUGUUUGUGUAUAGAUCAUACUCCUGCAGUUUCACUGCUAAGUUCUCUGCUGUUUUGGAGUUAAAUCACUUUUGUUACUGUCCAAGUAGCACUAGCCACAUCUUCCCUGGCUGUGACACAACCUGCACUAAAAAAAGUUUUAAUUUUCAAUCAGAUGUUAAAUUGUUCUGUAAGUUUUUAUCUCCUGUACUUUAAUUACAUACAAGAGGCUCUUGCAAGGUCUAGCAAGCUAUUAACAGUGCAGGAGACAAUAAAUUCUAAAUUAAACAUAAUGUGCAAUAAAGGAAGUAUAAAUAUUAGAUGACUCUUUACAGUACGUGUUUAGGAAGACUGUGCAAGUCACAUGCAGGGAAGUGUGCCUAGAGCUGCAUAAACAAAGUGAUUUAAAGGGACUCUUCAGUUCCAGGAAAACGGUAAAAGCUGUAUUGUCACUAUCUAAAAAGCACAUGUGCUCUUUAAAGCACCACUCUACACCACAAAAGCACUUCAGCUUGCUGAAUUGCUUUAUGGGUGAGGAGUAUCAAAGUUUAAAAAAAAGUCUGCACUUUUAUAAAGUAACCAGGGAACACCCCACUGGCUGUCAAUCAAACCGCCAGAGAGUUUUCCUUCCUACUUCCGUCAGCUUCCUUAACGGACGUGGCAGGCACGCUCUUUUUAAGAGUGUCGACCUCAGACCAGCUCUUCCAGAACAGAUAUUCACAUGGGAACAAAUUCAGAGGCUUCUCAAUGAGAAGUCUUUGGUUAUUUCCCUGCGAAGAGACUGAAAGUCUCUUCUGGGGGGGAAAAGGGGAGGGCUAGCUAAGGCUGCAGUUCAUACAAUCUACAGCCUUUGCACAUUCUUGUAACAUAUAUACCUAAUGAAUACAUGCAUGUAAUCAUUGGAAGCAUAUCUACUAAAUAGUGAUUUAUUUAUUUUUUUCUUUUCACCAUUUGGGCAUUAGUGUUCCUUUAAGGCUGCCAUACUUGCAAUGAGAGGCUAACCUUUGCACCUUAGUUGUUUGUGAGAUACUUUUCUUAUCCUGCUCAGCCAGCCUUUUAGCAGCCUUUUUCAUGUUAUAAGCUAGCUGUCCUCUCGCACACUCUACUGAAGGGCUCAAAAUUUCCACUUGCCAUUAGUGAGUGGAAAUUUAGCCUGGCGAGUAGAAAUUCUCCCUGGUGGGUAUGCAAUGGCUUGAAUUGGUGAGUAACGUUUAGUGCCUGGCUAGUGGCAUAGAACUUUAAACUAGAAAUUUAAGUUCUGCUUUAGUGAAUAAUGCUUUCUUAUUUUUUUUUUUUUUAAUUUAUGUUUUCCUUGUACCUUGAGUUCUGGGAGACGAAAAUUUAAAUUAUGUAGCAGACUAUUGGCGUGUCUCUACUGUCCCUAUUCUAACCUAUCAUAUACUAUGUUGUUUGUUUGUUUUUUGUAUUUUAUUAUUUAUACAUGACUGUUUAUUUUAUCAGACUGAUAUUUUUUGAGGUAGUUCUAUUGAUGUAAGCAGAUUUUAUGGUUUAUUUUAUUUAGUAAUUGCUUUAGCAAGGCAAUGCAUUUUUUUUUUCUGUUGGUUGGAUUUAUUUUUGAAUUUUAUGAGCCAUAAAUGGGCCUUGAUCUUUAUAGUGAAAGAAAAACAACACGCAUACACUACUAUAUAAACAAUUGUAAGCAGAGAAAUCCCUGCUGUAAAUAAAUGGGUUCCCUGCAAUAUUUUAUGCACCAAUACUUUAACUCUAAACAGUAAUUCUACAUCUUGACCACAAGCGGGCACUCAAAACUUCUCUAACCAAGUGAUACUGUAUAGGCCCAAGUUGCAAGCUAUGUGCUUUUCAGCACAUUAAAACAUCUGGGAGGCAAAAAUCUAUCCUAUUUUUAUGUUAUUGUUUGUUUGGCAAUAGAAGCCAAAUGUAUGCACCCUCUGACAAUUUAUUUUUUUUGUUCUGUGAUUGGCGUCUACUGCAUCUUUUCCACCACUUGCCCUUCUCGAUCCUGCCCCGUCUAACCUUACCAGAUCUCUCUCCCCUUGUUUUGUGCCUUCCUUAACACACAUCUUCAACUGCUCUCUCUGUCCCCGCUGACCUUAAACAUGACACUGUAGUACCUAUCCUGAAAAAAACAUCUAUUUACCCCUGCUCCCUUUUUCCUCAAAGCUUCUGGAAAGACUUGUCUUUACCGGUGUGUCUCACUUCCUCAAUUCCAACUCUCUCCUUGACCCUCUUCAAUCUGGCUUCCGCCCCCUCCACUCUACUGAGACUGCUCUUAUCAAAGUUACUAACUACCUAAUCGCAGCUAAAUCCAAACGCCACUACUCCGUAUUAAUUCUUCUUGACCUCUCUGCUGCCUUUGACACCGUUGAUCAUGCUCUCCUUCUUCAAACUCUUCAGUCUCUCGGUCUCUGUGACUCUGUCCUCUCGUCGUUUUCCUCUUAUCUCUCCAAAUGCUCAUUCAGUGUCUCCUUUACUAAUGUCCUGUCUCUGUUGGAGUCCCCCAAUGGUCCCCUUCUAUUUUCUCUUUAUACUGCCUCUUUUGGAUUCCACUACUACGUGUACGCUGAUGACACCCAGAUAUAUUUCUCCUCCCCGGACCUUUCCCCUGCCGUCCUGCAACGUGUCACUGCUUGCCUUUCUUCCAUCUCUGACUAGAUGUCCUCCCGCUUUCUGAAACUCAAUCUCUCUAAAACUGAGUUCCUUGUCUUUCCUCCUCCUAAUACUGAUCCUCAUCUUUCAGUCUCUCUUCAAGUUAGUGGUAUCCACAUAAGUCCAUCCUUGCAAGUGCGCUGUCUAGGCGUCAUACUUGACUCUGGCCUCACAUCCAGCAUGUUACUAAAUCCUGUAGAUUCCAUCUUAAAAACAUAGCCCACAUCCGCCCAUUUCUUACACAAGAUGAUACCAAAGAGCUUGUCCAUGCUCUAGUAAUUUCCUGUAUGGAUUAUUGUAAACCUCUCCUAAUUGGUCUUCCCAAAAAAGUAUUGCCCUGCUACAGUCUGUAAUGAAUGCUGCCUCCAGACUGAUUUUCCUCUCCUGUCAGUCCUCUCACACCUCACCCCUUUGUCAGUUCUUACAUUGGCUUUCUGUAUCCUAUUGGAGUCAAUUCAAAAUGCUAACCCAUACCUAUAAAGCAUUGACAGAUCCAUAGGUAUGCCCCUUCUUGGUCUCUCCACUCUGCCCGUGACCACCUCCUGUCCACUACUCGCAUCCAUACGGCCAACUCACUCUUGCAGGACUUCUGGUGGGCGGCUCCCUUCCUAUAGAAUAGCCUGCCUACCGCCAUCUCCCCUAGUCUUCAAUCGUUUAAGAAGUGCCUAAAACCCAUCUCUUUAGGAAAGCUUAUGGACUCCCAGAGUAACCUCUACCUCACAUACCUGUCUCUUGCUCUCCCCUUAAGGGCAGCACUCUACUCUCUCCUCCAGCUCUGCUUCACUCCCACCUUAUUUAAUUGCUAUUUCCUGUCCUAAUGUGUUUUAUACCCCACCUCCUAUAGACUGUAAGCUUGUUUAAACAGGGUCCUCUUCCUGUAAGUUUUCUUCUAAUUGUCCUAUUUAUAGUUAAAUCCCCCCUCUCAUAAUAUUAUAGAGCGCUACGGAAUCUGUUGGCGCUAUAUGAAUGGCGAUAAUAAAAAUGUAUAAUUUUGUUUGAGAGUAGCAUGGUAUCUAAUAUCCUUAAAGCAGAACAGUCACAAUGGUGCUUUAUGCACAGAUCGAUAGCUAACUAAAAGAUAUAAGCUGCUCUUUUUAUUUAGCUGUGUUAUUUAUGUAUUUUAAUUAUCGCCAGUUUCACAUGUGCAUAAGACACUACUGAAAGAAAACAGAGUGUGCAUAUGCACAACAAGAGGACAUAGUCUUAAAUUAGAGGUUCAAAGGUUCAAAAAUAAUUUCAGGAAGUAUUACUUUACUGAGAGGGUAGUGGAUGCAUGGAAUAGCCUUCCAGCUGAAGUGGUAGAGGUUAACACAGUGAGGGAGAUUAGGCAUAAGGCUAUCCUAACUAUAAGAUAAGGCCAGGGAAAGUAUUUUGAAAAUUGUGUAAAUGAGCCAAAUGGUUCUUACCUGUCACAGUCAAUGUUUGUCAUAUGGCAAUUUAUUUUAAAAAAAGACCAUGAGCAGCCCGGGCGUUAUAAGCAACCCCUGAACACUGAAGUGCUGUGGAAUUGUGAUGCUCUUUUGUAUGCUCUGGGGUGUGUUAUUCUUGCUUUCACCAUAUUAUUAACACCGGUUAAUUCUUCAAGUCUUUGCUCGGCUAAGGCAACAAAGAACUUGGGGGUUAUCUGAGCCUUUCAUGAUCAGAAUGACCACGUUCAUGUGUAAGUGAAAUUCACUCCUCUAAACUUCAUGAGGCGUUUUUACAAAAUUGAGAUUUUUUUGGGUGAACUGAAAAUCAAGCUUCCUAAAUUUUAGAUGAGACUGGUUGAAAAAUAUAGAAGGUGUGGAAUAUUUUCAACUCAAAGGUGGCUAUUAUGUCCUAUAUUAGGUUUAUUUGCUAAAAUUGGGAUUUUGGGGAUAAUUUGUAAUGAAAUUGCAAAUAUUACAGAUGAAUAGUUGAACGGGAAACCUUUCAGAGUUGAAUGACUUUACCAGCUCAGGUGUUUUGGUCUGACUGUUAAAGGAACACUAUAGGAUCAGGAACACAAACAUGUAUUUCUGAUCAUAUGGUGUUAAAUACACCAACUUCUCCUCCCACCCCCUGCCCCACACCCUUUUCCCCUAAAUAUAGUAAAAAAUAUAGUCACACUGCCCCAGGAAGCACCUCUAGUAGCCAUCUGAGGAGUGGCCAGUGGAGUUAUCCCUAGGCUGUAAUGUAAACACUGCAUUUUCUCAGGAAAAAAUGUGUUUACUGCAAAAAGCCUCAAGUAAAUGAUUUAUACUCACCAGAAUAAAUACAACUAGAAAAGCUACAAUUUCUGGGGAAAUUGUGUGAAGUGUUCUUGCCUCCACCAGUAGUCUACAACUGGAGUGGGCGGAGUAACUAUUAUUUAUUUAUAUAGCACAUUUAAUUGCAACGUUGUUGCCCAAAGUGCUUCACAGUUACAUUAAACCAUAUAUUUAUAAAAACAUUAGCAGGUAUACAAAAGGCCCUCUCUAUGACAUCACUUGCUGCUGCAGCCUGGCACAGGUCAGAGUAUUUUGGCGGUUGCCAUUUUCAAAUGGUCGUAUUUUAAAAACUAUAAAUCCUACAGCAAAGAGCUUUAUAUUGUGAGAAUCACAAGACCCAGACCUACAUUUUGAUGUAUAGUAUGGAUGUAUUUUAGCUGGCUAGAGUGGAGUUUCAAUGAAUGUCAAUGGACAGCGUGAGUUGCAAACAAAUGGUCAUAUUGUGAGAACGAUCAGGACUAUGGCUUAGCCGUGGACAUUAUUAGUGGCAGCAGGGAUAGCUGAACGUUUUGAUAAAAGAUUUGUGUAGGUGGGCUUGAUUUCUAAACUGCCACCACUCCCUCAUUUCCAUGUCCUUAUUUUUCUGCUUUUGCCAGCUCCCACUCUAGUUUUGAACAUUCAUUCCUAUGGGACCAAUUUCACCACAAGAACGACGAGAUUCCGUGAACCAUUCGGCGAAACGUUCCACAAAGUAAUAGCAAUCCAAUCGGGAACAAUCCGCACAUUUCGGUAUAUUACGGUCUAUGUAGUGUAAAAACUGUGGGAGGAGUUAGGGUGGUAAAUUUGGCUAGAAUAAGAAUAAUAUAUAUGUGAGUUGACAUUAAGUGGUCUUGCUAUGCAAGAACACUUAAGCUGUAGUUGUUCUGGUGACUAUAGUGUCCCUUUAAGUAAACCAACAUUGUGAGAUUUUACAUUUUGGUGCAUUUGCACUAUGAGAGGCUGUGUUAUCCAGGACAAAAACCCCAAUCAAAGCUGUCCAAACAUAGAUCACAGUGGAGUCAGCCCCUCUCAUUUGGGCUGAAAUGCCCUGCAUUGGCCUUCUUUGGCGCUAGCUUGCUUAGUUACAGAUUCAUCUUUUUGAGGUCGCCUUCUUUGUAUUUUGUUCCCAGAAGCAGAAAUUAGAGGAAAAACAGACAGGGUGAAAUGGCUUGAUUGGCCAGGGAAUGUUGGGACAUAUGCAAAUUUAUAGUGAAUACACCACUCUAGUUAUUGGAAUAUUUAGUCACUAUGCUUUUGGGUGUUUUGGAGGCAAACUGGCUAGGAUAACAGUGGAGCUGCUCCUGGGUAAAGUGUUAUACUGGGUGGAAUUAACAGAUCUUUUCCAGCAGUUCCCAUUUUCAUUCUGGGGUGUGUAAAGUUAAAAAGAAAUCUGUUUAUCUAAAGGACUAAAGUGCUACCCAAAGCAAUGUCUGUCAUGACUAUCUACGUUCCCUGGCACAAUAAAAUUCUCCAACACUUUAUGAUAAGGAUUUAAACUAAAUGCUAGAUUUAACUACUGUCACAUAUUUACUCACUUUACCUACUCUGAUUUCCCUAUUUUUCAUUCUAGCAGCUAAUUCCUGGCUGUAUGUAUUGUGUAAUAUGUAUGUUGGCUGUAUGUAUUGUGUGUUUGUUUGUAGUGUGUGGGCAGCCCUUCUUAUUCUCACCCAAGUAAAUUUUUUUGUAAACAUUAUCAGGCUUUAAUAUAUGAAGCACAUGGCCUCAGACCGUGACCUCUGUAAUUGCUCCUCAUGGUUCGAGCACUCAUUGAGUCAAAGUGCAUGCUGGGAGUCUGCAAUGCGCUCUGAUUCAGUAGAGAAUGCCAGAACUGUUGAUUUGAUCAUCUAAUGAGAUUUUUAAAGUGUGCCUAGCCCCAACCACUGUCCUCUCCACACCAGUCCUGCCGCUUGCCCGUGGCAGGGCUAAUCUCCCAAAUAAACUGCCUGUACGAAGCCCAAAACUGCAUGUCCCGGGCGUCAGGCAACAAAAAAUAAUGCUGAAUGUCUGAAACAGCAUUUUUAUUUAUUUAUUUAUUUAUUCCCCCAUUGUCCAAGAAAAAAAUAGCAGGUUUUAAAAUGUAGUGAUUUAGGUGCUCAGUGACCCUCUAAUGGGCACUUUUUUUUUUUUUUUUUUUUAAAUACAUCUUCUCAGUUUUAAUAUGUGACUUUCAGGCUAGCAGCCCCUCACCCCCAGUCUCCAAGCCGUCUAGGUCAAACUUCUAUUAAGAUAGAACAAUCACUGACCACCCUAUUUGAUUUUACACCACAUCUUCAAAGGGUGAUCUACCUAUAUAAAGCAGGUUUCGUUAAUUAACAUUUAAAUGGUAAUUCAAAGCAUUGGGUGGGACUUCUUAGUUUUGAAACAAACCAUUUCCAGAAUUAUUUCAGAUUUAAAUGGCUUCAGGAUACUAUGUUUAAGGGGCCACAAUAUUUCUUGUACUAUAGCUUGUUAAGGAUCAAAGGAGGAGGAGAGUUUUGGGUAUUUUUAAUUACUCCAAGAUUUGUAUAAACUGAUCGUAGGGCAACCAAACGGGCUCCAUAAAUGGAAUUAACAUGCAGGGGAAACCUGCCACACUCGUCUUCUCUUUUAGAAGUUUUCUUACUGGUAUACAGGAGGAUUAGAUAAAUUAUGGGUCACAAUUACUGAUCCUUGUCUGGUGUAUAUUGCUAUUUCCAGCUACUAUACACCCUUGUCUUGUCUUUUUUUUCAAAAUUCUUUAUUUUUGUUUUUUCAAAAGAAUUACAACAGAAUUGACAAUUAGAAAUAACAGGGGAAAAAAUUGUAAUUUGGAAUUGUCACAUAAUGACAGGGUAAAGACAUGUUAUUCUUAUAUUGGCCCUACAAUUAUAUUAAGGUAAGAUCUUGGUUUUUCAAAGCAACCUGAAAGUAUGUGAUAAUUUGAGGUCCAUUAUCCAGGGGCAUUUAACCGGACCCCAGACAUAGACUCAGAGCGAGUGUAGAACAGACCUACAUGUACAGUAAGAGGAAAAGGGGAGGUAUGUGGAUGGAGGGGUCUUGGCCUAUGUAUGGAUAUCUUUGGAAGAAGUCUAUAUCCUGUGGGUAACUGAGACAACCAGAGAUUCCCUAUAGUCCAUAAGUAGAACGUGAGAGGUAGAAAUAAGAAAUAAAAGGAUGGAGGGAAUGUUUCCUUUGUCGGCACUUACAAAGGAUGGUAUGACCCCAAGAGAAUCUGAGCACCUGCAGCCACAGCUCUGACCCCGAAUGGGAGGGGGGAGAGAGUGGGAUGGAGAGAUUAGAGGGGGUAUGGAAGUGAGGCAGGCAUUAUCCACAGUGUCUAGUCCUCAACCAAUUAAUUUAGAAUUACCAAGGGAAGGAGGUGUAUCUGACUAGCCAAGGGUCCCAGAUUUUAUGGAACAAUUUAGGGCAGUCAUGUACUUGUGAAGUUAGUCUAUCUUUUUUGAUUAUGGAACCAAAAUAUACAUUUCUCAGAAACUCCCACACAAGUACCCGUGAUUUAUAGACUCUCUAAACAUGUUGUGUCUACGUGUUUUCUAGUAAUACUUUUGUAGUACACAUGCCCUGUGAUGCGUCACCUACUGCUGGCCUUUAAUUGGGAAUCCUCCUUGCUAUCUGCGUAUCCCACGGUCAACCUGUUUCUUUGCUUUGGUGUCUCUCUCCUGAAUUCUCUCAUUUUAACCAUCUCCUCCUCCUUCCCUUGAUUGUUUUCUCCUUUCACUUUCCAGUUUCGCAUCUAUAGAAACAGUUUACAAAACACACAGCGCCUGCUGGGCCAUUCUAAGACCGUGCUACACGCAUUUUAGGACUAAUUACAUUGGAAAUCGCUAAAUUAGUUAACCUUCCAUCUUCAUUGUAACUUAAUCAACAAUGGCUGUGACUGAGAGAAAAUGCUCACCAUUGCAUUACCAACCACCUCCAUACAUCACCAACACCAGUACAAACACUUUAUUGGUAGGAGGGUAACAGGAUUUUUUUUAUCCCAGCUUUUCCAAGUUUUGGAUGGUGCCCUGUGUGGCUGCAAAGGUUACAUGUAAAAAAUGUUUUAUAUAAUCUACUCCAGUAUACUCAUUCACUAAACUGCAACUUCAAAACUCACAGAAUGUAAGUUAUUUUAAAAAACGCCUAACCUAGGCAACGAUACUGGGUUUUAGUUACAGUAUAUGAUCAUACAUGUGGCAUAAGCCUGCCAUAACGCUAGUGUACCCCAUUUUUGGACGUUCCCUACCAAAGCAACCUAAUAGGGCCCUGGAAUGAGGCACCUGUGACAGGGUAAGGUGCAAAUAAGUGUCUAUGUGUGUGUGUUCUAUAAUUGGCAGUCUGUCCUGCCAAUUAUGAUAUGUGUGUAUCAAUGAGUAUAUCCAAUGUGUCUCAGUGCACCAUGGAUAACCAUUAAUCAUAUCUGCAUCACUCUAUACUACAUGGAUCACCAUGUAAACCCAAUACACGGCCCAUUGGAUUAGUCUGUAAAGCUAAAAGUACACAGAUAAUAAACAAUUUAGUUUGACUGUGUUGCCAAAUGUUUCAAGUUGUGCCAACAGACUGGGAUUUAUCACUUUAAAUGAAAUUUUCAUUUUUAUAAAACUUGCGUCUUACGUGGUAAACCUCUGGUUUUUAAUGCCGAAACUUCCCAUGAUCAGUAAUUAUGGCACACGGGCUUCAGGAGCAUGAAAUUUGAACUGUGCAUGUCAUAAUAAAGUUUGCUUUUAUUGCAAUAAAAUAAACAUAUUUGUGUUGGGCGAUGUCUCACUAAUAUAACAGUACCCCCAAUGUAUACAUUUUAUAGGGUUUUGGAAAGUUACAGGGUCAAAUAAAGAGCUUGUCACACCGAAAUUUGCCAGAUUGGUUUGCUAGGCCUAUGUUGCCUUUGAGACUGUAUGGCAGCCCAAUAAUGAGAAAUACCACCAUCUUGGCAUGCCAUUUGCAAAAAUAGGCAACCUAGGGUAUUCACAACCUUGGUCAAAGUUAGUGUUCAUACUUUAUUUUUAUUUUUUUUGCACACAAAAACUGAUACUCAUAUUUGUGUUCAGCAACGUCUCUACAUCUACAACAGUACCCUCUAUGUACAAGUUUUAUAGGGUUUUGGAAAGUUACAGGGUCAAAUAAAGAGCGUGCUAAUUAAAUUAUCUGGACGUUCUGCCUGGAUAUAUAUAUAUAUUACAUGCAAAACCGAAUAUUACGUUUGUUUAUUCCAACUGUGACGGUCAUCCUGCAGCCAAAAUGUCAAUAGAUUGACUGCAGAGGGACUGCAUCUGUUGUUAUACAGUCUUACAGAUCACGAUCACUGCAGAGGGUAAGUAGGCUGGGUGCCGGUAGGGCCCAAUCGUUAGGGCAUACUAUACCACCCUAACAGCAUUAAACAGCAAGAUUCUGCAGUACCAGGAAAACGGAUUUGUUUCCCUGGCACUGGAGAGUCCCUUUAAUGCAUUAAAGCCUAAAGUGUUCCUUUAAGGGAACACUUCAAGCUGGAUGCAAUGGAUGGCACCAAGUGGACCUUAAGUACCAAACCGUUUGACUGCUUACAUUGGGUAUUGGGGGUACCUGGGCAUCAUAACCACUGCAGUGUGCUUUGGCCCCACUUGCCCCCAAUAAAAAGGUUCAAAACUUAUCUUCCUGCGCCGCUAUGGCCUACUGCGGUUGGCUCCACCCCCACUCUGACUCUUUGGCUGUGGUCAUCAUUGAAAUUGAUUGCCAAUCCAGUGCUUUUCCAUAUGUCACUAAAGGUAAAACACUUCGCUGUGCAAGUCAGCAUCUCUGACCCAGAAAGGACCUCUAGUGGCCAUCUGUGUGAUCUAGGCUGUGUUUACAUUAAAAUGUCUGUGGGACAUGCUAUGCUCACCAGAACAACUACAUUAAGCUGUAGUUGUUCUGGUGACUAUAGUGUCCCUUUUACAAUUCUACACAAGCCCACAACAUAUUGUUAAAGUUCACGUGAGACUGACUUGCCAAAACACCAAACAGGGACCAACUACCUGGUAAAUCUUAUGUUAGUGCUGAGUGCUAUUACCUGGAUUAAAACAUAUCAGUAAGUACGUUAAAGUGAUUCACCAGUUUCCCUGUCACUAGAGAAUCCGGGAGUGCCCCCAUCCCAUGUCGCUGAGGGGUUCAAAAGUCCGUUCCAAAUCCAGAAGUGCCCCCAGUGGCUGUCUGUUAGACAGCCACAGAGGGCAGACUUAGAACUGCAAUGUAAACAUUGCUGUUUCUAUGAAACUGCAGUUUUAACAUUGCAGCACUAAGUGCAAAAGGGACACAGCACCCAGACUACUUCAAUUAGCUGAAGUGGUCUGGGUGCCUACAGUGCCCCUUUAAGGUCAAUGUUAUGAAUCCAGAGUAUUAUCCGCCUUAUUCAGUAAAUAUUAACCCCUUCUUGACCGAAGACUGAGAUUUUCCGUCAAGCUUGUCCGUGCGUUAAGGAACGUUGACAGAAAAUCUCCGUCAUUUACUAACGUUAACGCCAGAUCGCGGCGAUCGUGGGGUUAACAUUUCAUGCAGCUAUUCUUGGGGGAUGAUAUUUUACGGGAUAUAGUCACCAAGACCAACCUUUAUGCUGUGCAGUACCUGACACUUAAUGAUCAGAGUCUCAUCGCCAGGCAAGGGAGUUGGUACCCCACCAGUGUGCCAAAAUAAAAAAAAAAAUUGGGCACUAACAAUGCUAAUGGGCAUUAUUAAAAAAAAAACAGCAUCAGGAUGUACUGGUCCAAAAAUCCUGUAUGCAUCACCCCUAUUUACUCCCAGACCAUGAACAGGUUCAGAAACAAUGCUUCGCUUUUUACACUUCAGCGACAAUUCGAAGUGCCCCCCAAGAGAUAAUCCUCAAUACGAUAAUCUCUAUAAGAUUCGCCCCCUUAUUUCCCACUUCAACAGACAGUUUGGCUUAAUGUACACCACACAAAAAAAUGUGUGUAGAUGAGUCUCUAAUGAAAUACAAGGGCAGACUGGGGUUUAAACCGUAUAUCCCAGCCAAAAGAUCCCGGUGUGGGAUAAAGUUGUAUAAACUUUUGUGAAAGUGCCAGUGGUUUUGUUUACACCUUCCGUGUUUACGAAGGUAAAGACAGCCACUUGGUUGCCCGGAUAUCAUUGGGACGAGUGGAAAAAUCGUAUGGGAUUUAAUUAACCCAUUGCUAAAUAAGGGAUAUCAUUUAUUUAUAGACAAUUACUAUAAUAGCAUCCCUCUUCUUCGGAUGCUUUACUGCUUUGAAACUGUGGCCUGCGGCACUAUCCGAAAGACACGUGUCGGUUUCCCAAAAGCCCUGGCACAAAAAAAGCUCAAGAGGGGGGAAACGGCUGCUCUCUGCCAGGACGAACUGCUGGCUCUCAAACUCAAAGUUAAGAAGGAGGUUUUCAUGCUAACAUCUAUGCAUACUGAGCACACUCGAAGAGUCGCAGUUCGUAGCAGACAAGAAAUUAGACGGGUGCCAGUCUGCAUUAGGCAGUAUAACAAGCACAUGGGGGGAGUUAACCUGUCCGACCUACUGCUUCAACCCUAUUUAAUACUGAGGAAGACCCGGGCAUGGUACAAAAAGCUUGGCAUUUACCUUCUGCAAAUGGCGACUCACAAUGCCUUUAUUCUGUACAAAAAGGCAAAUGCUGACAUUAAAUCCACAUUUCUGGAUUUCCAGUUUCAGCUUAUUUCUGGGCUGCUCAGUGAAUGCCACAGUGGGGAACCAUCAGCUGGGCCUAGCAGCAGAAGGGUUGAGACAGGUCACUUCUGUUUCCGGAUACCACCAACCCCCAAAAGGAAGACAACCCAGAAAAGGUGCAGAUUGUGCUACCAGAGGAGCAUAAGGACGGAAACCAGCUUUUAUUGCCCCUUUCAGCCCGGCCUUAGUAUUGGCAACUGUUUUAAAGUUUUUCACACCCAGGGAGAAUAAGUUGCACAUUAUGUAUAUGUAUAUAGGUGUGUGUAUGUGUGUGUGUGUAUGUAUGUGUAUAUAUAUAUAUAUAUAUAUAUAUAUAUAUAUAUAUAUAUAUAUAUAUAUAUAUAUAUAUAUAUAUAUAUAUAUAUAUAUAUAAUACAAAACCAGGAUGCACUCACAGGUCUUCAUUGAAGUGAAAAAAGGGUCUUUUAUUAAUCCAUUAGAGUUAAAGUUCUUGUAAAAAGUAAAAAAUGCUUAGGAAGUUAUGAAUUCUAUUAGCAGACAGAGUUGACCGGCAGUGCCCCAGAGUUUGAUGCAGGUCAAUACGGUGAUUAAUACCUUAUUUAAAAAAUGGUAGGCCUUUGUGGCGUAGUCAAAAUUAAAAGUUUGAAAAAAACUGAUAUGGCUUAGUCUCCAAUGUGCCCCUUCAACAUCCACAUAUCCCUGAAUAGGUACACAUGGGGGUAUUGUUGUACUAAGACGACAUAGCUGAGCAACAUAAUAGGUGUUAGCACACAUAAGGAUUGCAAAAUAUACACAGUAACAUUUCCAAGUGUGUGUCAAAAAGGCAGAAAAAAUGCUAAUUGCUACUAGACUUGGUACAAACUAGCAAAAAAAUUAUCCUACGCUAGGGUUUAAAAUAUGCCAUUUGAAAUACCCUGGAGUGUCUACUUUUACAAAUGGUAGGCCGUUGUGGGGGGUUUUCGAACCGUCAAACUGCUAUAAUGUCCCAAAUUGAAACCUAGGGCCAUCAAAUCCGUCUCUCAUUCUACUGUAAAUACCGAAAUGGACAGGUCUCCUAUAUGGCAUUGUAGCUUCACGAAAUAGUGCCAAAGACCUACAAUGGAGGUAUCAUUUUACUCAGAAGACUUAGCUGAGCAUAAUUUUGGGGCUUUGAUCAUAGUUCCACAUGUCAAAUAUACAAAAUGCCCAGCAAAAAGUAAUGCAGUUGUAAAAAAAUGCCCCAAAUUAUUUUUUACCACAAACUUUGACAUACAUUGGUGAAAAUAUGGGGGCAUGUUAAGGCACAAUAUGCACCAUAUGAGACCCUGGAGUGUCUACUUUUACAAAUGGUAGGCCUUUGUAGGGGUUUUUCCAACAGUCAAACUGCUAUAGUGGCCCAAAUUGAAACAUAGGCCCAUCAAAUCCGUCUUUUAAAAUUUUACUGUAAAAUCCUGAAAUGGACAGGUCUCCUAUAUGGCGCUGUAGCUUCACGAAAUAGUGCCAAAGACAUACAAUGGGGGUGUCAUUUUACUCAGAAGACUUAGCUGAGCAUAAUGUUGGGGCUUUGAUCAUGGUGGCACAUGUCAAAUAUACAAAAUGCCCAGCAAAAAAGUAAUGCGGAUGUUAAAAAUGCCCAAAAUAAAUUUUUUUUUUACCACAAACUUUGACAUACAUUGGUGAAAAAAUGGGGGCAUGUUAAGGCACAAUAUGCACCAUAUGAGAUACUCUGGAGUGUCUACUUUUACAAAUGGUAGGCCUUUGUGGUUUUUUUUCCAACAAACUGCUAUAGUGGCCCAAAUUGAAACAUAGGCCCAUCAAAUCCGUCUUUUAAAAUUCUACUGUAAAAUCCUGAAAUGGACAAUUCUCCUAUAUGGCGCUAUAGCUUCACGAAACAGUGCCAAAGACAUACAAUGGGGGUAUCGUUGUACUCAGCAGAUGCAGCUGAACACAAAAUUAGGUUUUCUACAGGAAUAGCACACACUAACUUUACGAAAUACACAUGAGAAGUUCUUUGUUAUAAUUUUGUGUGUCAAAAAAAAAUAAAAAAUUAGUCCAAUAUUUAGCAGGGAUUGGCGGUGCAAUGGCUACGUAAAAAGUGUCAAAAUAAUGUUAAAUAGAUAGCCUGUGAUGUCUACUUUAUAUAAAUAUAUACUUUUGUGUGGCAAUUUUGUUUUCUGUUAUGGCUAUUACGCUUACAAGACAAACAUACCAAAUUCUAAAAUCGCUCCCACAUUAAAAGUUUAUUUUACUCAUUGUGUUUUGUGAGCUGUAAAUAUAUAUUCUGUAAAUCAGAACAACUAAAUCAAUUUAUUUUUAAUUUUUUUCCUUAACCUGCACUAAUAAUGCACACAUUAUUGCAAAAACUGAAGAAAAAACCCCAAUGUUUUUACAUUUUUAGGCAUUUGUUUUGUAUUUUUUUUUAAUAAUAAAUAAGGAUUUAUAUAUGUAUACGUUACAUCAAUUUAAAGCCUUUUUUGUCCUUUAAAAACCGGUAAUAUGUGUCGGUGCAAUAAAAUAGUAAAAUGCAAAUUGCAGUUGACCGCAAACAGCAAAAAAUGUGAAAAUUUCUCGUGUCCUUAAGUGCAAGACAAGCUUUUGAAGCUGUGUCCUUAAGGGGUUAACAAUCCCCUGUGGGUUGAUUUUUAUGUGUACAGAAUAGCAUUCUGGGCACUGUUGCAAUAAAAAAUAUAGAAAGGUGACACGCUGUAAAAAGUACAAUAAGGACUAUUGUUUUGUCCUGGAAAAGACAAUUAUUUGAUGGGGGGAGGGUUAUAGUAAGUGAAAAGGAAUCCUUCAAAAUAAGCAUUAAUUGCAUGUAUAUCAAACACAUCCUUGCCGUUUUUCUGCAUUAUUUGAAUGAAAGGACAAAUUGUUUGUGCUCCAGCUCGGCAGAGUCCAACUCGGACACCAAUCUACCUGUAUUACUAUAUUAUAUCAUUUUAAAAGCUACUUCAGAGGGAUUGCUUAUUGUAUCUGUGGAAAUGAGUGUUUGCCAAUUAUUACUAGAAAUGUUAGGUUCACGGACAAUUGAUGUUUGUUGAAAAGGUUGUAUGUUUUUAUAUUUCAUGGUAUUACUUGAAAUAACUUUUUGAAAUGCAAUAAGUUUUUUUUAUUAUUAUUAUUAUUUAAAAAUAAAAACACUGAGGUUGUUUUAUUAUUUCCUUUUGGAUUUUUGUUUUUUGUACAAUUGUGCAUGGCCACCACUUUUCUGUGGUCAUUUGCCAUUUAUCAUAGCAGGGAAGACAUUUUGCCCAUUUGGUUAUACCCUCCCGAAUCCCCAGGUUGUACAAUAUUAGCAAUGUUCUGGUUGGACUAAGUCUAACCCUGAUGUACCUUUUUUCAUUCUAAAAUCUUGUGAACAUUACAAAAGCAAAUAUAAUCUCACAAAGUUUUAACGUUGCUUUAAUGUGCUAGGAAUUUUCUUUUUAACGAUUUGUUGUUUUGUUUUUUUGGGGGGGUUUAAAAAAGAGGGGGAAAUACAGACUAGAUGCAUAAAGCAAACACGUUUUUUAAGAUCACACAUUUAAUAAACUUGUAGAGUGGGAGGAUGGAGUCCGUGUCUUUUGAGAAGUCUCACAGUGGGAAAAAACCAUGAGAAAUAGGGGAGGGGGGGAUAUAGUCCCAAUAAAACCAAAUGUGGAUAUACAUUCGUGGAUAAUAUUUAAUGGCCCUUUUUCUUCUAUUUAAACUACUGCUCAAAGUCCAAGGAUUCUUGGUGGAGUUUACCAGGUGGAUAACCACUGUUUAUUUAUUUUUUCAGUAGUGCCUGAUUUGUUUAUUGUUUUGUAACUUGUUUUGAUGUUUGUGCUUUUCCAGGUAAAUGCAAAAGUGAAUAGUGUUUCUCAGCGCAAUAUUCUACAUGGAAAUUACUAUAGCAACUACAGUAAAGAUUUACUUGGAACAAAAUAACUAUAAAAUCAGCAGGGGUUAAAACAACAAGCGUAUAUACACAUAGGGGGGUGCCAUUUGUUCUGUAUCUUCAUAUACUCAUUUUGAUUUACUCUUUCUAGUACACAUGCAGAGCUAGAAAUACAAUAUCUCUGAUAUCAACUAAUUAAGGGAAUUUGUCACAAUGCUACAUUCAGUUUUAGGAUUUAGAAAUAAAACUUGUUUUUCUCUUUCAGUUUUAGUCAUAGAUUAGUGGAAAUAUCCUGCUGUGUAUAUUGUAUUCCUAGCACUAAAUGGUCUCCUUUAUUUGCAGAUGGCUCGGAGAGAUUCCUGUGUGAGUCUGUUUUCAGCUAUCAAGUUGCAUCCACUCUAAAGCAGGUGAAGCAUGGUAAGUAGAUAAUGGAAUACAGAUUUGGAUCUAAAAUUACAUUUGGGAAUCAGAUAAACCAAAAGACGGCACACUUUAUUUUUGUAUGUUUUUUUUUUAUUUUGCUCUUGGUUCUUUAUACAAAAACAAUCUAGAAUUAUUUUCAGAGAUUGCUAUGUCCUCUCAUUGCAUAUCCAAAUAUUAAGUUGCCUAAAUUAAAUUUCACAUUUGAGGCCCCAGGAGCUGACUUCUUGCCUAUUGCUCAUUAUCUGGUGUCUGCUUGGGACUUGUCAAUGCUGUGUCUUUGGAAUCAAUUUACAGGUUUAAGAUAUGUUCAGUCCAGAAAAGUGUGGUUAGAUAAGUAACAGCAUUUUACUUGGUGGCUUUUGGCUGCAAAUUCUCUUCUCUACUUCUAAACAAAGUAUGAGUGAUACAGAGAAUUCUUACAGCCUCCACCCAAACAUGGAUAUUUUCCUGUUUGGCACCUAAUUAGUUUAUAUUAUUUGAAACUAGACAACAUUUAUCUAGGCUCAUUAUAAUAGCACAUUUUGCUCCGAUAUGAACUUCCCAUUCUACCUCCUUUUUUACAAAAUGUCUCAUUUAUAUAAAUUUAUGAAAUUGCGGUUCAAAUGUCACUCCAUGCUGGUGAUGCUCACAUGUCAAGUUCCUGUACUUGCUCAAAUCCUCAGCCUUUGUAGAUUCUGUAGUCCUCUUUAACAGAAUCCGGAAAUGAUUUAUUCAAUCAUGAUGCUCACUUAAUAUUUUAUAGUAUAGCAGAGAUUUUCCCAUAAUCAGGUUUAUGGACAUGUCCGCUAUUUCUGAGAAUUGGAGUUAAAGGACCACUAUAGUGCCAGGAAAACAUACUCGUUUUCCUGGCACUAUAAUGCCCUGAGGGUGCCCCCACCCUCAGGGACCCCCUCCUCUUCGGCUGAAUGCGCAUGCGCAGCAGGAGCUGCGCGCGCAUUCAGCCGGUCUCAUAGGAAAGCAUUGUAAAUGCUUUCCUAUGGACGCUGGCGAAGCACGCAGAUGCCUCUAGCAGCUGUCAAUGAGACAGCCACUAGAGGCUUUAGAGGCUGGAUUAACCUAUUUAUAAACAUAGCAGUUUCUCUGAAACCCCUAUGUUUAUAAAAAAAAAAAAAAAAGGGGGUUAACUAGAUGGGCCGAAUGGUUCUUAUCUGCCGUCACAUUCUAUGUUUCUAAUCCUAGAGGGACCUGGCACCCAGACCACUUCAUUAAGCUGAAGUGGUCUGGGUGCCUAGAGUGGUCCUUUAAGAUUUCAGUUUUCUGAUAUAUAUAUAUAUAUAUAUCUAUAUCUAUAUAUAUAUCUAUCUAUCUAUCUAUCUAGAAACUGAACUACAAUCCCCACAAACCUUAUGUCAUCAUGUGAAGAAAUGUUUUGGGAUUUGGAGGGAAGGGCUGAAAUGGUACAAUUAUGGUGAAGGGGAAAAAAAACAUCCAGCGAUGUAAUGUAUACUAUACGUCGCACCCAGGGCCAGUGCAAGGAUUUUUGGCUACACAGGCGAAGAUGCAUUUUGCAAACAAAAACAUGCAUCUUUAGCUGUGUCACUUUACUCCUCCUCUUGAAUUUCUUACCCACUUAUGUUUCUCAUACUCCUCUUUUGAAUGUAUUUUCCCCUUCUGUGUAUAUCACCCCCUUAGUGUAUCAUAUUUCCCUCUUGUGUGUGCCUCCCCCCUCCCAGACCCUCUGUGUGAGUGUCCCUUUUCCCUCCCAGACCCUCUGUGUGAGUGUCCCUUUUCCCUCCCAGACCCUCUGUGUGAGUGUCCCUUUCCCCUCCCAGACCCUCUGUGUGAGUGUCCCUUUCCCCUCCCAGACCCUCUGUGUGAGUGUCCCUUUCCCCUCCCAGACCCUCUGUGUGAGUGUCCCUUUCCCCUCCCAGACCCUCUGUGUGAGUGUCCCUUUCCCCUCCCAGACCCUCUGUGUGAGUGUCCCUUUCCCCUCCCAGACCCUCUGUGUGAGACCCUGUCCCUUUCCCCUCCCAGACCCUCUGUGUGAGUGUCCCUUUCCCCUCCCAGACCCUCUGUGUGAGUGUCCCUUUCCCCUCCCAGACCCUCUGUGUGAGUGUCCCUUCCCCCUCCCAGACCCUCUGUGUGAGGUGUCCCUUUCCCCUCCCAGACCCUCUGUGGGAGUGUCCCUUUUCCUCCCAGACCCUCUGUGUGAGUGUCCUUCCCAGACCCUCUGUGUGAGUGUCCCUUUCCCCCACCCCUCUGUGUGAGUGUCCUUUCCCCUCCCAGACCCUCUGUGUGAGUGUCCUUUCUCCCCUCCCAGACCUCUGUGUGAGUGUCCCUUUCCCUCCCAGACCCUCUGUGUGGUGUCCCAGACCUCUGUGUGGUGUCCCUUUCCCCUCCCAGACCCUCUGUGUGAGUGUCCCUUUCCCCUCCCAGACCCUCUGUGUGAGUGUCCCUUUCCCCUCCCAGACCCCUCCCUGUGUGUGGUGUCCUUUCCCUCCCAGACCCUCUGUGUGAGUGUCCCUUUCCCCUCCCAGACCCUCCUUGUGACCUCUGUGUGAGUGUCCUUUCCUCCCAGACCCCUCUGUGUGUGUGUGUCCCUUUCCUCCCAGACCCUCUGUGUGUGUGUGUGUGUGUGUCCCUUUCCUCCCAGACCCUCUGUGUGUGUGUGUGUGUGUGUCCUUCCCUCCCAGACCCUCUGUGUGUGUGUGUGUGUGUGUGUCCCAUCCCCCUCCCAGACCCUGUGUGUGUGUGUGUCCCUUCCUCCUCCCAGACCCUCUGUUUGUGUGUGUCCCUUCCUCCUCCCAGACCCUCUGUUUGUGUGUGUCCCUUCCCUCUCCCAGACCCUGUGUGUGUGAGAGUCCCUUCCCCCUCCCAGAUCCUGUGUGUGUUUGUGUCCGUCCCUUCUCCCUCCCAGACCCUCUGGCUAUGUGUGUCCCUUCCCCCUCCCAGACCCUGUGUGUGUGUGUGUGUGUGUGUCUUUCCCCCAUGUGUCUUUUUCCCAUUUAUCUCCCACCACGGUCCCUUUGUAGUCUGUUCAACCCUUUCUCAUCCCCCCCCUUUUGUGGUAUCCGUCCUUUUCUAAUCUCUCCCCUCCUGCUCACCUGCCUUUUUGUUUUUGUAGUGUGGCUGGACUGUGGACACACUUAACAUUGUGUGUGAAAACUAUGUCCUAUUUUGUAAAUUGAGAAAACAAAAUGCAGAUUUUGAUGAUAAUUGGCACUUUUAUGAAUGUAUGUUGUUAAAGGAAAACUAUAGUGUUCGGAAGGCAAAGCUGGUUCCUCUGGUCGUCGUUUCCCCCUCCCCCCUCCAAUUAGCACAUAUAGGAUUAAAAAAGACCUUUAUUCACUUACCCGAUUAAAGCACAAUUCAGGGCCGUUAGAAUGAAUUUAGGGGCCCCAAGCAAAAUGGACAUGGAUUCCCCAAUCCAGGCCAGCUCAGGAUUGGUUUGCUUGCCUUGUCGCAACGGACCUGGCACCAAUAUCCCUCAGUGCUGAGUUGCAGUCCGUCUCCGAUAUCCUACGAUGUGAGGAGCCACGACGGGUGAUGCACAUGCACGCGCAUUAGGACUUCAUCAUAGGAAAGCAUUGCCUCACUUCUUUCCUAUGGGGGAUUUCUCUGACUCUGGAUGCCCUCAUGCAAGGCAAUCUUAGUACUGCAUUAUAAUCAUUGCAUCUUCUCAAAAACUGCAAUGUUUUACAUUGCUGGACUAAGGGAGACAGGGACACUGUACGCAGACCACUUCAUUGCCUUCUUAUCCAAUCCAGUGCUACUCAUAAAAGCAUUGGGGCAGGAAGUGCUUGCGAGGGGAGUGCCGUGGACGUAUCCAGUCAAAUGCUUCUCAUAGGGAAACCUGGAAUCUAAUGGAUCCCUCUUAGCGCCAUUUGAUAUACAACAUCCUCCUGUGAUGUGUGAGCACAUUUGACACGAGGAAGCUCCUCUAGUGUCUGUCAGGAAGACGACUGCUAGUGGUGUGUUCAGCCUUGCAUUCAGCCAUAUUAUUAAAUGGGGUUCUUUACCAAGACCACUUCAUUGAGAUGAAGUAGUCUGGGUGCCUUUAGUGUCCCUUUAAAUGAAAACAAAUGUCUCCAGUUACAUGUCAGAUUGUGUUAAUCAAAUCUGGGUAGACACACGCAUUAUAUUAUGUGCUAAAAUGUAGCAACACAAAACUUUGUUGGAUUUAUCUAACAGAAUGAGAUAAAAUUGACACUUCACAGACACACACAAAAUGUAAAUUUCAUUGAAAGGCAACUUGUGGAGAAAAAACAAAUUGCCAGCACUUCAAAAGUAUGUUUUUAUGAUCUCUCUCUUUUAACUAGUUUAUAUUCUGUUAAUCCCUAAGAAAUACUGAAGUCUAAAAAUCAUUUAGGGAUUACAUUGGUUUUGCAUUCUUUUAAUAUGUAAAGGAUGCCCUGUCAUUAUUUUUUUUUGGAUCACAGGAUUGUGUACCCAAAAGUGUACGUGAAGCUUUUUGUUGUUGUUGUGUUUUGGGUUAUAAUAAAUAAUCAGGAUAUAAUCCGUCUUUGUACACUGUAACAAUUUUUUAUUUGUAGUUUUGAGCGCACAUAACUAGUCAUUAAAAAUAUAUACAGUGGGUGUAAAAUCUUUUCUGAUGUCCAUCCUGCUGCAAACUUUAAGAUUCCUUUACAUACCUCUGUCUUUCAGUCAACUGUUGCUGACUAGUCUACUUCCUUUCAUCUAGAUCUGUUCUGUCUCACAGCCUCCUCUCUCUAUUCAUUUUUUUAUUUUCCUCUCUCUUUUAUCUAUGCUAUCUUUCUUGAAUCUCUUCUCUGGCACUGUACUCCCCAUUACAAGCCAUUAUACUACCUCUGCAUGCCUCUUUUUCCUUUACUUCUGUGUGAAAUUGUGCUUCAAUUUCCUUUCUCAUUCAGUUAAAAAUUGUCCUUUGAACACUGCAUAUGCCAGCUGUAGGUGUAUUUGCCCAUCAGUGGACAAAAACAUGUUUCCAUGGCAACUGUAAACCAAGACCCUUCUAUCCAAUGGAAUUCCAAUAGGCAAAUGCUCACAACAGAAUAGCACAGCCAUCAACAUUCCAGCCAAUGGCAACAGAGAAUGCUAAUGCGGAAUAUAGCACUGUCUCUGUGGCAAUAGUACGCGUGCUUCAAUAGCAAUAAGUCAAUGUGUCCCAACUACAUACAUGAAAGGGAGAAGAGCAUAGAAGCCAGUGGAAAAUUGGAGGUGUCUGAAGUGGACAGUGUGAUUUGAGGUGAGCGGGCAAAUAGAGUUUAGUGCACAAAUCAAGAACAGCACAAAACAGUAUGGCAUAACAUUCUUCUUGUAUGUUUAUCUUAAGAGCUAUAUAAUUUGCAAUUUAUGUAUCACUCCAGCUCUCUUGCUCCCAUGUACACUAACCUCUUCAAGACUCCCUGAGCUUGAGUCUUUAUUACUGGAUUCCUCGGUUAUAUCUGUGACACCAGAGUAAUCCAAAAAGAAAGGUCCAGCAUUCCACAGUAUGUGAUUGCAAAAAAAAGCAGCAACAUAAAUUAUAAACACACGCAGGGUAUGCACUUUUGUAAAUUUUUUAAAUUUUUUUUAUCCUCUUUCUUUCGAAUGGGUGUUGGCAAUUUUGUACAUCUUUUCUUCAGAUUUAUGUGGCCUUUCUGUAUAUUUAUAUAUUUACACGCAAUUGUACACAUUCUGAUCAAAACAAAAUGUAAACAAAAUCUUGAAUUUGCGCUAAAUGUCUGUUCAACAUUAAAUCACCCUUCAUAUUAUAUGCACCCACACUUAUUUUGUUCAAUAGAAGCCGGGCUUUCAUUUCACAUUAACUAUUCAGAUAUGAAAUCUAAUUUAAUAUGAAUACGAUCUAAAAAUGUGUGAGAAAUUAAUACAUUUUAUUUUCUUAGUUCUGUCAGGCAUUCUAACCGUGAAGGUCAUAAUACUGUUAGCUUUUACAAAAAUAAAAUAAAUGUAUUUGUGUUCAGUGAUGUCUCAUGAGUACAACAGUACCCACCAUGUCCAGGUUUUAUGGUGUUUUGGAAAGUUGCAGCAUCGAAUGUAAGGCUUUCCCCUGUCCGGUAUUUGCAUAUUGAAAUUUGCCAGAUUGGUUAUGUUGCCUUUAAGACCGGAUGGCAGCCCAGGAAUGAGAAUUACCCCCAUCAUGAUAUACCAUUUGAAAAAGUAGACAACUCAGGUUAUUCAAAAUGGGGUAUGUACUUUAUUUUUUAUUUUUUUAGUAGCUAAUUCAUCACAAACCCUAGCCAAAGUUUGCGUUCAUAUUUGUUUUUUUUUGCAUUUUUACACAAAAACUGCACUUUCACUGAUGAUACUAUCGUUUUACCAUUUCAAAACACUCACAUUUGUGUUUAGUGAAAUCUGACGAGUAAAACAGUCCCCACCCCCCACAUGUACAGGAUUUAUGGUGUUUAGGAAAGUUACAGGGUUAAAUAUAGGGCUUGCAAAUUUAAUUCCCUGGACUUUCCACCUGGGUUGUCAGGCAUGUCCCUGAAAUUGUAAUUAGUAAAAUCACAUAAUUACGUGAAAAGGUUACAUAAACAUACAGAUGGGAUGGGUAAAAGCUUAAAGGCAUUGGAAAUGUCUGUUUUCCCCAACCAAGCACCAAGCACCAACCACUGCCUUCAGUAUGGCAUGAAUAACAUUGUCCACUGUUGCGUAGUGCAAGGAAAACUCUUCAGAGGGAAUCUGUGAAUGUAGGCAAUAAAUAUGGAGCCGAUGAAUCGCUAAUUUGAUGGGUUUUUUUUGUUAGAUUUCCGUGUGGCUAUACCUAUAGGGUUGGUACGCCAGCACGAGAAAGGUGGAUGUGAGAAAGGGCCUAUGAUGAAUCCGUUGUCCAACUCUUUCUUAAAUAAUUGUCAGUGUUGAGGGGGUCAAGUAGAGCGGACUGUAGGUUUUGACACUCGUGAAUACCAGUGGGGAGUGUUAUUAGGCCAGUAUUGAAACAGUCUGUGUAACCUUGAACCAAAAAGUCUACUAAGUGACAUGAUGGGUGUGUUUUGAGAUAAUGCGCCAAGUUGUCAAUGCAAAUGUGAUGAACUGGACCUCGUCACGGGUUCUUGGAGGGGCAUAUUUGCCAGCCUCUUACCCUGUGACUGUGGCCCCUGUGAUAAAACUUGGUUUAAAUCCCUAUUUGUGCCUGUUGGGACUUAUAACAGGAUCCAUUCGAACUUUCGAAGUGGCACUUCGAACUCCCGAAGCCAUUCGAAGGGCACUUCGACCACGUGGUGGCGGCCAUCUUGUUCGCAUGGUCUUAAACCGCAAAUAGACUUCAGGGGGACUUAGCCGCGAAUGCCCUUGAACGAAUUUCGUCAUGAAAACCUUGCGGUUCCCAGUCGUUCCUCCAGCGGCACUUAGCCGCGAUUCUAUGGAACUAUUUUCGACUAUGGGACAAUGCCUGCGGUCGGUAAAACCUAUGACUACCAUAAAAUUUCUGAACCCCUGAACUGAUCAGGGUGAUUUUUGGAUAUGUUGGUCACCCAGAUCAGGGCUAUCAAGGAAUGUAACUUUUAUGGGGAUGUUAUGUGUGUUUUUUAAGGUAUUUUGGGGGUUUUGUAAAAAUGUGUGUUUUGGAGAUGAUUGAGUUUAGUAUCUGCAAUUGUAUUUUUGGUCAUGUGUCCAGCAUUUAAGUGUUUAGUGGAGAAGCAUUGAAUAUUGUAAACUGUACUCCAUCAUCUGAAAUGGAGGUUUAGGAAAUACAGUUCUAUCAAGAACCUCUGUUUCUAGUUAUAUAAAGUUGAAUUGUAACAUUAUUUAGAUUGUCCAGGGGCAACCAGUACACAUCACUACACCUCGGUGCUUGCCCUGCAAGAACAGAGCGGCAGAUUUCAAAAACCGCUUCUAUAUAUGGAAGCACUUUCUGCAGUCCCACCUCCUCCAUUGCACCCAGGAUUUGCUGUUGCAUAACUUAUAACAAAUAUGGGGACCCAGAAUUCUAACACAGGUUGCAGCCUGGAGAUUUGAUUGCCCACCCAUCCACCCCCUUUGUAAGGAGUAGAAUAGUUUUUGAACGCUGCUAUCUGACCCCACUACCAUCUCUGAAGCAUUACUAAGUAUAGGCUGAAAGCAUCAGCUGAUCAUCCUCAGCCGAUAAGAUAAGUCCUGCAUUGGAUUCAGGGCUUAGCUCAAGGGACGGUGCUCUCAGGCAAUGGUUAUGAAGGCCAGGGGCAGUGGCCAGCAGAUGCCAGGUAAGAAGUCAAGCCAUUUGAAAAUAGUUUGACUACUUAAAAUGCGGGACUAAGUUGAAAUGGGACCUUACAAUCGGGUCUGUCCAACCAAAAUCAGAACGGUUGAGAGUCCUGCACUAGAACAAGCUUUAGUUGUUAUGGUGCUUGGGAUGUAAAUUUAAAGCUGUUGUUAUCUAUGCAUGUAGCCUCUUUAUCAAGCACGAUUUGUUUUGGUUUUCUUUUCCAUCAAGUCAAGGCUCUGCCAAGAGCGUUGUGCAUUGACAAAGGGCAGCUGCUCAAAACAUUUGCCCACUGCCAUACUCUUUAAAAAAAAAAAAAAAAAUAUAUAUAUAUAUAUAUAUAUAUAUAUAUAUAUUUAUUUUAUUUUUUAUUUUUUUUAAUUUUUUUUGCUUUGCACAGGAAAACCAUCUGUACUUCAGUGCUUUUUUUUUUUUAAUAUAUAAAGCCUCGGUUCACAGGAUGGAUUAUUUCAAGUUGGAGAUAAGCUUCUGAAGCUGUCAUUUUGCCAUAUUGCAAUUCCACUAAUGUCAUGGAGAGGCCUAAUGGUUUAUAUCCUUUGAAGAAGUCCUGUGGGGAAUACAUUGACACUUACGACAGGGCUCGGCAAAUCCCAGGUCGCCAUGGCGACUAAAAAUUUUGCCCUGGCACCUUGAAUUUGUCAGCUUUUUAUCUAAAACGCCCAGCUGGGCAAAUAAUGGAGCCGGCCGUCCACCCACGGGAGCAUGUAGACGGCCGCCCUGGGCUUUAUGGAGGUGUCCGGCUCAGUGGAGUAUCAAGGAGGUCGGCUGGAGCAGCGUGCGAGGGAGCAGUGUUCUUCCAGAGGUCCAUCUCUGCUCCCUUGCGCUGUUUAAUGGUGCCGGAAUAUCAUAUCAUUCCGGUCCCAGCAGAACAGGGAGCAGAGAGGAGCUGCAUGGAAGAUUACUGCUUCCUCUCACACAGGAAGAGAGAGCAGCCCCACUGGACCCCAGGCAACAUCCACUCAGCACUCCCAACAGUAGGGAGGCUGGGUGGAUUAAAAUAAAAUAAAAAAAUGUAAAUUUGUGAGUGUUUGUGAAAGUGUGUGUGUGUAAACCUGUCAGUGUGUGUGUGUUUUGCCGUGGCCUGUCCCGCCUCCAUAGCCGAGUUCAUCUAUCUUAAUUAUCUCAGCUAAGCCAAUGCUUUCACAUAGGAAAGCAUUGGGAGGAUAUUGCGUAUGUUCUGAAUGGGUAACAUUCAGCGCAUCCAUGCAGAGCACUGACACAGGACUCUCUAGUGGCCAUCUAAGUGACAGCCCCUAGAGGUCUUAGUAGGCAGCAAUGUAAAUACUGCCUUUUCUCUGAAAAUGCAGCAUUUACAUUGAAAAGGCUACAGGGACAGGCUAUAGGCACCAGAACCACUGCAUUAAGCUGUAGUGGUUCUGGUGACUAUAGUGCCCCUUUAAAAAAAAAUAAAAAAAUUUAAAUGGCUCCUAACUUUUUUAGCUGGCUGCUAUAUUCCAAACAAAUUUGUCAAGCCCUGACUUAAGAGUAAACAAAUAUAGAUCGAUUUGAUGAACCGUGAUUUGUUCAUGAUAAAAGAAAACUUUAGGGAUUUUUGGUGAAAAUUAAUGGUUGGAAUACUUUAAUCUAAUUUAUGUCUGGCGUUGGCAUGCCAAGUAUACUGACAGCUGACACUGGUAGUGCAUCCAGUGCUAUUCUAUAAAAAAAAAAAAAAAAAAAAAAUAUUGGAUUGACCGGUCAUGGCAUAAUGGCUAUGUGCCCACAAUAUGAUGGGAAUCUUGUGACUGGGCAAUCAAAAUUGUUGAUCCCCCUAGUAGGAUCAGGCUGCAAUGAGGAGUUUGUUCCAGCGCUGGAAUAAAUGUAAGGGUUAUUUUUAACUUGUUUUUUUUGUAGUAGUAGUAUAGAAGGGCUUAUUUUGUGUUCCGUUAAAUUGUCAGGGUGUGGAAUGGGCAUAAUUAAAGGCAUAAAGUUCACAUGAUUCUUUUAGUAAAGUUGAGUUAUCAAGUACACCUCAUAUUUUCUUCGUCUUGUAGAAGCAUGUAGUGCAAACAUCCAUGUCUUGGAACAUCAUGCAAAAAUACAUGUAUUUAUUUUCUAGAACCAACAAACUAAAUUUAUUCAGGAUUAUAACCGUUAUUAUUUCAUAACUUCAUCUCUCUGAAACUAAUAAAAAUAGUAUUAAGAAGAACUUUGUUGUUCCUGCCAGGAUUAAAAUCUUUAACACAGAGGUUUCUACUACUGAUAAUUAAUUGAGCUUUAUUGCCAACAACAAGAGGAGCCAAUAGAAUGAUUCAUGGCAAAGACAUAAGGUCAUUAUGUAGAAGAGUAUGUAUCAGGACUAAAAUAGCAAGCCCUUGCGCAUGUUGUGCUAAACUGCUUGAACGGCUUUGGGUGGCUGGGGCGCAACCUGUUAUAAUUGCAGUAACAUUUGUUUAGGUCUAAUCUUUUCAGAUCAACAAGUGGCUCGAAUGGAGAAGCUGGCUGGAUUAGUAGAAGAACUGGAAGCAGAUGAAUGGAGAUACACACCUAUAGAACAACUUCUGGGCUUCACUCCUUCAGGAGGAAAGUGAUCAAUCAUAUGCAGUAAUAUCACUUAUUCAGUAUUGUGGCAAGAGUAGGAGCUACGUGAACAUCACAGUAGACGAGAAGUUGCUUGUGGUGGGAAAACUUCGUUAAGUGAGGUAGUGUGUGGAGAAGUCAUGCAACCCAAAUGAAUGGACAUACUUAUUUGCAAAUUCUGUGAUUGUCCUCACAGUGCUUUCACGAGUAACAAUAAAAUACCUUUCUUUGGCAUAUUUAUCAUAAUACUCCUUAUGUUUGUUUACAAAUCAUAAUUGCAUAACAUAGAUUUUGGAAUAUUUAGUUAACAAAUGCCUUGAGUUAGUAGGUCAUCCACCCAGACAUUAAAGGCUCUUGAGCACACUCAGCUGAAGUCCGAAUGGUGCCUGCUACCGUGCACGUCACCCUUUGCCAUGCUUCCUUGUAGUCCUUCUACACGGAGAUUUAGACACCUUGUCAUCAGUAGGGUGCAGGAAGAAUGUGAGGGGGUACAGUUAGGGUGACCUGUGCCAGAGUAACGUUAAAUUAUAGUUCCCUAAUACCACUGACCGUCAGUUGCUCACACCUAACUACCCCUGAAUUUUCUGUCCUAGAGUUACUUGAUAAUGUAUGUAUUGUAAAUGUUGUGUAGAUAGUGAAGAGAUACAUUGUCUUGCUAUUCAUUACAUAGUGAAUAUAACUGCAUAUAUUUUUCUCAACCCUUGUUUUCUGUAAUAUUGUUGCAUUUUAUGAUAACUUUUUACAAUAAAGAUUAAUGGUGUUAUAAAUCAUUGCAA
Pelobates cultripes (western spadefoot toad) is the source of this 43619-nucleotide messenger RNA. The record is from the annotation of a GenBank genome assembly. NCBI's taxonomy places the organism in Eukaryota, Metazoa, Chordata, Amphibia, Anura, Pelobatidae.